AUGUUCACCAAGGCUCACACAGUCGCCAUGGCCGCCGCUGCUUUCUCCAACAUCGUGGCGGCCUCGCCCAUCACUUUGAACGCCACAAUGAUGAUGGAUGGACUUCUGAUGAAGAGAGACCUGUCGGAGGUGAUUUGCGGCUUCUAUCCUUCGGCCGACGGUUGGGAGACGGAGAACAAGAACGAGCCGAAUUUGAGGGGCAAAGGCGAUCAGAACGUUCAUGUUGCGGCAGGCUCUUGUAGCCGGGUUGGCUGUUACAAUACCAGUGGCGUCUAUGUGUGCAACGACCAAGACUCCGACUUGGACGUGCCCAUGAAUGAAGUGGUAGAUUUAUUAGACUACCUAGGGCAAAUUUGUCUCCACAAGAAAACCGACGAUGGUGGCCAAGAUGGUAACGGAUCCGGCCGCGUCACGACGACGGAUCGUGGAGGAUAUAAUGUCAAUAUCGGCUACUGCAAUGGCAAUGACUCACCCAGCAUCCCGCCAAGUGGCUACGGAUGGCCCGGUCCCAAUGGGACUCCUUUCAUUCAGUGCGGCAAGGAAGGCCAGCCACCAUGCGAAGGGACCGGCUGCCUUGAAGGCACCAUUGUCGUCGAAUCUCAGGAAGCAGUCGGAUGCGCAGACUACCUGGGUGCGGGGUAUAUCGAAGCAGGUGCGACGUACAUCUACAGCACGGCAAGUCACUCAUCCUAUCCCACGAGAUGCUCAUGCUGA
This is a messenger RNA of Saxophila tyrrhenica, 714 nucleotides long. RefSeq lists its product as uncharacterized. The transcript is spliced from 4 exons. NCBI's taxonomy places the organism in Eukaryota, Fungi, Ascomycota, Dothideomycetes, Mycosphaerellales, Extremaceae. The record is from RefSeq and is a predicted model, not a curated record. The coding region runs from base 1 to 714 and encodes 237 amino acids.